AUGGGCGGCAGCAUUCGUCGGGAUUUGAAAGGCAGCAGCGGGGGAAGCGGCGGGGGAAGCGGCGGGGGAAGCGGCAAGUCAAAGGAGAGAGCCAAGGCGCAUCGACCGGACCCGACAUCCCCGCACGUUAAAGCGUACGCGCAGCAUUUGAGAUCCACACACGAGGAGACGCUAGCAGAUAUCGGACUAAGCGGCUCGGACUUGGUCUAUAGCUACCACUACGUAGCUAACGCGUUCGCGGCGCGACUUACGUCAGAGCAGGUCCGGCUAUUAAAGCGGCAUCCUGGCGUGCACCGCGUUUCGCGGAUGCGAUCGCUUCGACCAAUGAUGACGCAUGUGCCCGAAUACCUGCAGCUGCCCCGGACCACCUGGGCCGCGUUUGGCGGCGCGGGAUACGCGGGCGAAAACACUGUUAUCGGAUUCGUCGACUCGGGGAUAUGGCCGCAGCACCCAUCAUUCUCGGGUCGCGGUUAUACCGGGUCGCAACUUCUGACGGGGUGGCGCGGGGUUUGUAACUUGACGCGUGACUUUAACGGGUGUAACAAUAAGAUCGUCGGAGCGCGGUUCUAUAUGGACGGAUUUCUACAAGAGUACGGCGAAGGCGCGUUGGCGAAGGGGGAGUACCGGUCGCCGCGCGACGCCAUGGGGCACGGCACGUUUUGCGCGGGCGUCGCGGCGGGGAACGCGGGAGUGAAGGUCAACUACGCCACUCUCGGGUCGCUCAGCGGCGUGGCGCCUCGCGCGCGCAUCGCGGUGUACAAAGUGAUCUGGGGAGGCAUGAGCAGCCUCGCUGACGUCAUGGCUGCUGUGGAAGACGCGGUGAAGGACGGUGUUGACGUGUUGUCGCUAGCGGUUGGCGGCACGGACGACAAUUAUUUCAACUCCAUUUUCCUGCUACGGGCUGUUCAGGCGGGUGUGCUGGUGGUGGCGCCAGCAGGCAACAACGGGCCUCCCCCAACGCCCACCUAUUGGCGCACUCUAACGAAUGUCGCUCCCUAUAUUCUCACAGUAGGAGCAAGCGCCACGGAUCGGGAAUGGAGUGCCACCCUCACCCUGGGCAACGGCACCAUGCUCUUCGGGCUCACCCAGACGGGCGGUGACGGUGUGCUCACCGCCAACCUGCCCCUCAUUGACUCCGAGGAGGCCCAUGCUACAGGCGCCUCCCUAUGGGAGGCGCGGCAGUGCCGCCCGGGGAAGAUCGACGCCGAAAAAGUGGGCGGCGGGCUCGUCUUAUGUUACAUCGGCGGGAUUAGUCCGGAGAGGAAGGCGCGGACGGUUCAGGACGCGGGGGCGCGAGGCAUGGUGCUUGUACCGAGGAACUCCAAUGAGAGCGUGCGCAGCGUGAGCGGAAACUUCCCGGUGAUUUCCUUUGGGUACCCCAAGGGUGUGCUGAUACGAGAUUACAUCAUGAAGACAGCGAGUCCCACCGCUACUCUCUCGCACCUCGUUUUAGAGCAGCCGAGGAAAGUCCGAUCGCCUAUAAUGGCGUAUUUCUCCUCCUCGGGACCGCCUUACCGCCCAGGUUACCCUUACCGUGCCCUUCCCACCGUUACCAAUGACGUCUUAAAGCCCGAUUUAGUUGCUCCGGGAUUGACCAUCCUCGCCGCAGCAGCCUACGGAAACUCCCCGGGGUUCUCGAUGCAAUCUGGGACGUCGGUUUCAGCGGCGUGUGUGGCUGGGAUCGCAGCGAUGGUGAUGCAAAAGCAUCCGGAUUGGACGCCGGCUGCGGUGAAAUCCGCGCUUAUGACCACAGCGCGAGUGUUAGACGCGUGGGGGCAGCCGAUUCAAAUGUCUACGUGGGUCGACGCGAAUCCCUGGGUGUUUGGAUCGGGACACGUGGUUCCCUCGCGAGUUCUCAGCCCCGGAUUGGUUUACGACGUCGGAAUCGAGGGGUACAUAAAUUUCCUCGCGGGUCUUCGCUACGGGCUUACCAGGGGGAUUUUUCGGCCGAUUCAAUUGGACCCGGUAAAGCCGUACAUGCUCAACCAGCCGAAUAUUGUCGUCGCGCGGCUGAACAAGACCGUUCAGGUUACCAGGCGGGUUACCAACGUGGCGUUACGAGCUGCAAAGUACACUUGCACGCUUGAAACGCCGGAUGGUACGGAGUUAAAAGUGGUUCCUUCCCAGUUUACUAUAUAUCCCAACCAGAGUGUUUGGUACUCGGUAUGGAUAACUCCGACAGUAGCUAGGGUGAGGUUUUCUCCUGGUAGCAUCACUUGGAGUGACGGGCUGCAUGUGGUUAGAUCGCAACUGGUAGUGCAGCCAAUGCUGGGCAUUGAUGUAUGA
Closterium sp. Yama58-4 is the source of this 2286-nucleotide messenger RNA. Lineage: Eukaryota; Viridiplantae; Streptophyta; Zygnematophyceae; Desmidiales; Closteriaceae. The record is from the annotation of a GenBank genome assembly.